UACAGUCCCGCGAUGCUUUGUAUAUGUUUUCCCAGUGGUUUCCACGUGUUCGACUGUGCGCGAUAUUAGGCGAGAAAAACGCAAUCAUGAACGAGGAUAUGGCAUUACGGGAUUGGUAUCAGACAGGUUAUAAUUUGAACGCAGAAAGCAAGACAGAAGAUUGCGAGAAAUUUUACAGAGAUUUUAGCAAGCGCUAUGAUAAGUGUGUGGGAAAUAUGAGUUAUGAAGCCCCAGUUGCAACAGCUGACAUUCUAUGUAAAUAUAUGGAGCAGUUUGGGUAUAAUAAAGAUGUUUGUAUUCUUGAUUUUGGUUGUGGUACUGGACUGGUUGGUGAAGAGUUAAACAGGAGAGGUUACAACAAUAUCGAUGGAGUUGACCUGUGUGCUGAGAUGUUGGAAAAAGCCAAGGAGAAGGGUGUGUACAGGACACUCACCCAGGGGGAGAUGGCAUCAGAGGGGUGUGAAAAGCUUGGAGUGGGGGCUGAUCAAUAUGAUGCAGCAAUAUGUGUGGGGGUGAUGACCUUUGGUCAAGUGAAAGGCAAAGGUUUUGAUGAUUUCAUUCAUGUUCUAAAACCUGGAGGUCUGGUCUGCUUCACAGUCAGGAACGCAGUUGCAGAAGACCCUGUCUAUGGUUAUGGCGAGAAAAUUGAGGAAUUGUGCAGUGCAAAGAAGUGGAAAUUGCUUGAGAAAAAACUUGGUCCCUAUCAUUUAGAUGAUGGCUGUUGUAUAUUCUGUUUUCAAAAACUGUAAACUAUUAAUAGGAUGAACAAUCCAAUAUUCUGGGGAUUUUUAUAAUUAUUUCAUUUUAAAUGUAGAAUCUAUUAAUAAUUCCUAGGUUAUGGUGUUUAUAUUUCUGGACUUUUUAAACUGCUUGGGUCCUUGGCCUAAUGCUCCCUAGCAAACUGGUUUGAAUGAAAAUAAUGCAAACAAUGCAAUCUUGAAACUAUAAAAGUGUUUACACUACAUUCAUAAUUUAUUUACGUCCUCACCGCUAUGCCACCACCGCAUAUAUAAUUAAAAGCUGGUUAAUUAUUAAAAGCAGGUCACCUU
This is a messenger RNA of Dendronephthya gigantea, 1049 nucleotides long. Its product is annotated as methyltransferase-like protein 27. The coding region runs from base 24 to 749 and encodes 241 amino acids. The record is from RefSeq and is a predicted model, not a curated record. The transcript has 2 exons. Lineage: Eukaryota; Metazoa; Cnidaria; Anthozoa; Malacalcyonacea; Nephtheidae.